Podospora pseudopauciseta is the source of this 670-nucleotide messenger RNA. RefSeq lists its product as uncharacterized. The transcript is spliced from 4 exons. NCBI's taxonomy places the organism in Eukaryota, Fungi, Ascomycota, Sordariomycetes, Sordariales, Podosporaceae. The coding region runs from base 41 to 670 and encodes 209 amino acids. The record is from RefSeq and is a predicted model, not a curated record.
AGGUGAGAUUCAGCGUGCUUUCGAUCCUGUCCUAGACAAGAUGUUUGUCAUGGUUCAAGAGCAGGAGGCUGCGGUGACUCGGAAGAAGGGACAUGGUCCCAAGUAUGUCAUUCUUGUUGGUGGCUUUGGGCGUUCAAGAUAUCUCUUUUCUUAUCUCAAGAAGAAGCUUGGAAAUGAGAUUGAGAUACUUCAAUCUCGUGGCGCCAGCCCCUGGGCCGCCAUCUGCCGCGGAGCUGUAAUCCAAAGCAUUAGCUCCAAAGGCCGUUCGAAUCUGUCUAUUGAUGUUCAGGGGCGGAUCUCCAGAGCCAGCUAUGGUAAGGGCGACCUCGGGAAUUCAGACAAACGUGUCACAAGUUCCUACCUACGUCAUUUUUUUGACACAAACGACGACCAGAAACAGACCAUUGUGGAGGCUAUCUACUGCACAACUGCCUCACAGCCACCCAAAGUCUGGAAUGAUCAAAUCAAGACGCUCUGCACGGUGAAGUGGGAAACGAAGAUCGACCUGACCACCCUUCCAACAUUCACCAACCCCGUGGGAAAGGUUAUCUACGUCCUCAAGUACGAUAUCGAGAUGACGGUUGCUGGGGGUGUUCUGGACUUUGCUGUUUAUCGCGAUGGCGUUCGGCAGGGAGGAAAGAGUGUCAUGAUCGAGUAUGAGAAUGCCUAA